This is a messenger RNA of Neoarthrinium moseri, 2241 nucleotides long. RefSeq lists its product as uncharacterized. The coding region runs from base 1 to 2241 and encodes 746 amino acids. NCBI's taxonomy places the organism in Eukaryota, Fungi, Ascomycota, Sordariomycetes, Amphisphaeriales, Apiosporaceae. The record is from RefSeq and is a predicted model, not a curated record. The transcript has 3 exons.
AUGGCUUUCCCCUCGGAAUCACCCCAGCCUUUGGUAGUGACGUCUGAUAUUCUUGACGCCACCUUCGUCUCGCGCCACCCUCCCGAUAUCGAGAGAAACGCUGCCGUUGUCGGUCUCUGCACCGUAGCGCCUGGCCGUGAGGGACACGAUGAUCUUGGCUGGCACGUCGCUGAUUUCAUGGCGUUCAAGGCUCUGUUCGCGCCGUACGUCAACCCCAGAAGCCAGGCAUGGCUUUCGCUGGUCGACGCGAACAAGGCAGCUGAGCAACACGGAUAUAAGCACAGCGGCUGCAGCAUCAGCGACGGCUUGGACGCCGAAAAGGAUGAUGUUGCCAUCCACGUCGAGUCCUCUGCAGACAACCUCUCCAUCGAUUUCAUCAGCCAGCUGGCAGCCAAGGCCAAGCUCGCCCAGGAGAACGAUGACCCGCUCGUCAUCAUUGUCUGUGGCCUUACUUCACUUGAGCAGGACGUCUACUUUGGCGACAGUGACUACAAGAUUGCCAUUACAAGCGUUCAGAUCCGACGAGCCAUCAAUGCUGAUAUCCGUGUAAUCUUCGUCACUCCCUCGUUGACGUCGGCUGGUUGGCAGAUCAACCCAUCUUUCAUGCGCAACCUCUCAUCUAAGGACCAAACCCAGGCCGCAGGCAACGCGUAUGACUUCAGAGCCCGACAGUGUGGCGCAAUUUUUGCGAGAGAGAUUGUGAUGCAUUUCUUCAACCACGGGUCGCCCUUCAUCCCUGAAUCGGAGGCGGACCCAAAGAGAUACAGCGAUAGGGUAGGUCCUGUCCGCUUGGACGAGGGACAGGCUAAAGCUGGCGAUAACUUCGCCGCCGAAAUUCACGCUUUGGCUGCCAGUCGACUGCUCCCGGAUCGUGGAAGUCAUGUCUUCUGCUUUGAUGAUAACAGCGACCCAUGGCAAAUGCUAGUUGGGCCCCGCAGAGGUAUGAAACUUGUCAAGAUGUCUGAGCAAUGGGGUAAGGUCAGCAAGAGCACCGCCGCUGGUGCUGAUAGUGCUCAGGAUAUCCGCAGUACUAACCACGUGGCAACGGAUGGGCUCCACGAUCAAGCCAUGGUUUUCUUAGGCGGUGCCUUUGGAGGCAGCAAGAAGUCUCAGAAGAAUCACAUCAAGCAUUUGAUCAAGGAGUCAUUCAGAUGCUGGCCCGGUUACUACGCCACCACCUUCGGCGAAGACCUUCGGAAAGGACUGGAGCUCUUUAUGCAUCGUGAUUCCAAUGACAACGUUGACUGGCAUGAAAUGUUCAAUAUUAUGGAACACCGACUUACCCUCAACGUCUUGGGAGACAUGGUCACGAAGAAUCUUGGCAUUUUAAGUGCUUCUAGUGCCCGCUGCCGAGAUGGGGAUGAGGCCAAGUCGUCCAAGGAUAUGGUGAAAUCCCAAAAGACGCUAUACAACCAGACAUUCCUGGAAAUCAAGCAAGCGCUUCCCCCAACCCAGAUGCCCAUCAUUCAGAACCUCCGAGUUCAUCAAGCAGGCCUCUUACUCAAGGACACCAAUAUCCAGGCUCCAGGAGCUGCAUGGUUUCAAAGCAUCGGAAUUGCCAGCAUGUUCACCGCAAACACCAAGCACACCCAGACACUAUCUCCGAAGCAGACAGACCAGAGAGCCGCUCAUAAGGUUGGAAGUCCCGUCCAUAGCAGAAUUCGCUCAACCGAGUCCGUUCUGUCACCUGAGGCUAUGCCCUUUGUUCCACUGACCGAGAGUGCGACGAAUCCCUCCAUCCCAAACGAAUCUGCCACAGACAAGAACAGACUUGCGGAUGCAGUAGCUGGCCAUGCGGGUCCUGCCAGAUUGUCUGUUGAGAAAUCAAACAAACACGCCACGUCGAUCGAAUCGUCCGAUGAAACCAAGGAGAAUGUACCUAUGACGUUACAGUCACAGACUGAACAUGCCACAAAUGCUCCGGUUCCACAAUUGUCGAAGCAGGUGGAGGAUCGCAGCUCUGAGGCGUGGGUGCCUCCUCAUCUUCGCCCCUUGGUGCCCAAGGCCCUUGAACCGGCCCGCAACCACUCGCCUUUACCUCAUGAGCGGACUGGACAUGCUCAUGCAACUGUUGAUCAGACCACAGCACAGGCACCGGCCUCAGUCGCCCCUGUUUCCGAAUCGCCAUCGACCCCGAGAUCACGCGUAGGUGAGCACCAUGUUCCUACGGAGCAUCGCAAUCUUCCGCCGCACUUGCGACGCGCUCCAACACAGAGCUCCCCUGUCAUCAAAUACCGCUGA